CAAACACAGCGAAACGUGUACUCUACUGAAGUGUUCCCGUGAGGCCAAGACCAAGAUGAAAUCGCAGAUUCUCGCCAUGUUUUGGGGAAUUCUCUGUGCGGAAAAUUUAAUGUGCGAGCCUCAGGCAGCACCGUACAGCGGCCAGCCCUCUCCACUGCUGAGUGACUCGCAACAGAGUCCCGUGAUGCGCGAGCUGGCCAAAGCGCACGCCGAGCAGCUGGCCCGCGCUGAGGAGUCCAUCGCCGAUCUCGUGCGCCAGCUGAAGGCGCUGCCGCCUGACGACGCCCGGAAGGAGCAACUGGCCGCCCAGCUACGACAGCAGCAGCAAGCACUCAGGGAGAUGCGCGACAAGUUCCGCGACCAGCUGCUUUGCGUGCUCACGCACGAUGCCGCCAACAAUGGCACCCUCGCCGAUGACAAGGACGCUCAAGAGGCUGUCUUGCUGCAAUGCACUGGAGCGAUUUCACCGGCUGCAGGAGUCGACACUACUCAAACCCAAGUCAACGAGACUGCAAAACGGUGACCGUGUAAAAGUGCGAGAAA
Rhipicephalus sanguineus (brown dog tick) is the source of this 543-nucleotide messenger RNA. RefSeq lists its product as uncharacterized. NCBI's taxonomy places the organism in Eukaryota, Metazoa, Arthropoda, Arachnida, Ixodida, Ixodidae. The transcript has 4 exons. The coding region runs from base 56 to 523 and encodes 155 amino acids. The record is from RefSeq and is a predicted model, not a curated record.